Arabidopsis thaliana (thale cress) is the source of this 201-nucleotide messenger RNA. RefSeq lists its product as uncharacterized. The coding region runs from base 1 to 201 and encodes 66 amino acids. The record is from RefSeq and is marked reviewed. The transcript has 2 exons. NCBI's taxonomy places the organism in Eukaryota, Viridiplantae, Streptophyta, Magnoliopsida, Brassicales, Brassicaceae.
AUGGUGAUGUUCAGCGAAUUUCGAAACAGUUUGGAAUUGGGAUCCACAGAAGGAAAGAGGACGUUCACCGCUUCAGAGCUGAUCGGUGGUGGCUCAUCGGAGUUUUUAGCGGUUUCCGGCGAACUAACGGCGGAGCUUGCAUCUGACGCGUGGCAAUGUGAAGACCACUUUUGGGCCUGGCCUAUUAAUUUCCAUAUGUAA